Messenger RNA from Sclerotinia borealis F-4128, 969 nucleotides. Lineage: Eukaryota; Fungi; Ascomycota; Leotiomycetes; Helotiales; Sclerotiniaceae. The record is from the annotation of a GenBank genome assembly.
AUGGCAGAACAAGAAGUCGAUCUCGACUCUAUCAUCGAUAGACUGCUAGAAGUUAGAGGUAGCAGACCAGGUAAACAAGUACAGCUCCUGGAACAAGAAAUUCGUUAUCUUUGCACCAAGGCCCGCGAAAUUUUCAUCUCUCAACCAAUCCUCUUAGAGCUCGAGGCACCAAUCAAGAUAUGUGGUGAUAUCCAUGGUCAAUACUACGAUCUCCUCCGUUUGUUCGAAUAUGGCGGAUUUCCUCCCGAGGCAAAUUACCUCUUCCUUGGUGAUUAUGUCGAUAGAGGCAAACAGUCACUCGAGACCAUCUGUUUGCUCUUAGCAUACAAGAUCAAAUAUCCAGAAAACUUCUUCAUCCUCCGUGGUAACCACGAGUGCGCCUCGAUCAACAGAAUCUAUGGCUUCUACGACGAGUGCAAGAGAAGAUAUAACAUUAAGCUAUGGAAGACAUUUACUGAUUGCUUCAACUGCCUCCCCAUCGCAGCAAUCAUUGAUGAAAAGAUCUUCACUAUGCACGGUGGUUUAAGUCCUGAUUUGAACUCCAUGGAGCAAAUCCGCCGUGUCAUGCGACCAACUGAUAUUCCUGAUUGCGGUCUCCUCUGCGAUCUUCUCUGGUCCGAUCCAGAUAAGGAUAUUACCGGCUGGAGCGAAAACGAUCGUGGUGUAUCCUUUACAUUCGGUCCCGACGUUGUUUCUAGAUUCCUACAAAAGCAUGAUAUGGAUUUGAUAUGCAGAGCUCAUCAGGUCGUCGAGGAUGGCUACGAGUUUUUCUCAAAGCGGCAAUUGGUUACACUCUUCAGUGCGCCCAAUUACUGCGGAGAGUUUGACAAUGCCGGAGCGAUGAUGAGCGUGGAUGAGAGUUUGUUAUGUUCAUUCCAGAUUUUAAAACCAGCGGAGAAAAAACAAAAGUACGUCACAGCAGGUGGUCUUGGUGCCUCCUCCAGGCCCGUCACUCCGAGGAAGAAAUAA